AUGAACGGCGAGACGGAGAUAUCGGUGAAGUGUGUGCUGGUGGGCGAUAGUGCGGUGGGCAAGACCGCCCUUCUGGUGCGCUUCACUUCAGAGACCUUUCCAGAUAGCUACAGGCCCACGGUGUAUGAAAACACAGGGGUCGAGGUGUACAUGGACGGGGUUCAAAUCACUUUAGGGUUGUGGGACACGGCAGGCAACGACACCUUCAGACAGAUUCGACCGAUGUCCUACCAGAAGGCAGACAUCGUCCUCAUGUGCUACUCCGUAGCCAACCCGAACUCCCUGGCCAGCAUACAGCAGAAGUGGGUGGCUGAGAUUCGGGACAGCUUGCCCCACGUACCAGUGCUGGUUGUGGCAACACAGACGGACCUGAGGGAGACCGGGUCGCAUCAGGGCAACUGCAUCACGGCUGCUCAGGGGAGACGUGUGGCACACGAAAUACGUGCUAAAGGUUAUCUGGAGUGUUCCUCUUUAAGCAACCGCGGCGUGCAACAGGUGUUCGAGUAUGCGGUCCGAACAGCUGUGAACCGGGCCAGGAAGCAGGCCAGGCGAAGGAUGUUUGGCACCAACCAGUGCAAAAUCUUUUAACACUCGACUCUCAACGGACUGGUUUGGCUCUUGGGUUGCCACGGCGUGCUCCCCUAUGAGACUUGUACAGUAAUAUGUGCGGUUGUUAUUUUGCAUCUCGGAAGAGCGACGGUGUGGUCACGUGACCCAAGUGUGAUGUCAGAAGAACUUAAGGAGUAAAGAGAACCGGCGUGAUGGGGUCUCCUGAUAAAGUGUUUUCACAGUGAGAGCGAGCACAAAGCCACACGUGUACCUCGACUAGUGAUGGUCUACGAGUAUAUUUUCAAGAUUUAGCCAAACUAAUACCAGCUGUAGUAGAUCUGGCUGGUUGUCUGGGGAGCUCAGAGCCACCGCUGAGUCCUGCACACGGGCCCUCUGUACUUUCUACUCGUGCGCCACUAUUUCAUCGUGCACAUGACCGCAGAACGACACGCCCGAAGGUAAAA
Messenger RNA from Lampris incognitus (smalleye Pacific opah), 1013 nucleotides. RefSeq names its product ras homolog family member H (gene rhoh). The coding region runs from base 1 to 588 and encodes 195 amino acids. The transcript has a single exon. The record is from RefSeq and is a predicted model, not a curated record. Gene Ontology annotation, molecular function: GTP binding; GTPase activity. NCBI's taxonomy places the organism in Eukaryota, Metazoa, Chordata, Actinopteri, Lampriformes, Lampridae. Gene Ontology annotation, biological process: small GTPase-mediated signal transduction.